UGUCAAAUAUUAAGAGGAAAGAAAAAAAGAUGCUGAGGAAAGAAUGCUCUGACUAUAUAGAAAUGAAAUUUCGAUCUGAUCAGUGAUCAACAAAAAUGGCAUGACGAAAAUUGUUUCUACUUCAAUUUUCAAGGGUUUCGUUCUCUCCGAUCUUCUGUAAUCUCUACCUACUUUUCUCUGCGUUUUCGCCAUGGCCGCUCCCUUUUUCUCAACGCCUUUCCAGCCUUACGUCUACCAGAGUCCACAAGAUGCUGUGAUACCUUUCCAAAUUUUAGGUGGUGAAGCUCAGGUGGUUCAGAUAAUGCUGAAGCCUGAAGAAAAGGUUGUUGCAAAGCCUGGUUCAAUGUGUUACAUGUCUGGAUCAAUUGAAAUGGAAAAUGUCUUACUCCCCGAAAAUGAAGUGGGCAUGUGGCAUUGGCUUUUUGGCAAGAGCGUCACUAGUGUAGUUUUCCGUAAUAAUGGUCAAAGUGAUGGUUUUGUUGGAAUUGCUGCUCCCUCUCUUGCCCGAAUUCUACCGAUUGAUUUGGCAGUAUUUGGUGGAGAGAUUUUGUGCCAGGCAGAUGUAUUUCUAUGCUCUGUCAAUGAUGUGAAAGUAAGCAAUACACUUGAUCAAAGAGCACGUAACAUUGCUAGUGCAGAGGUAUUUUUAAGACAAAAGAUAUCUGGUCAAGGGCUUGCGUUUAUACUUGCGGGUGGAUCUGUUGUACAGAAAAAUCUUGAGGUUGGUGAGGUACUUGCUGUUGACGUGUCUUGCAUUGUCGCCUUGAAUACUACGGUCAAUGUCCAAAUUAAAUACAAUGGUCCAAUGAGAAAAGCAAUGUUUGGGGGCGAAAAUCUAGUUACAGCUGUUCUAACGGGUCCUGGUAUUGUCUUCAUCCAGAGUUUGCCAUUCCACCGAUUUUCUCAACGCAUCGCCAGGGCAGUUACAUCCCCAAACAUGAGAGAAAAUCCAAAGUUUUUCGUUCAGAUAGCUAUUUUCUUUUUUCUGGCAUAUGUUGUGAUUGUAUCUUCGUUAAUUUUAACCGAUGUAUAAAUCUCAUUCACUUUUUGGUCACAUCAUCCUUUUAUUUUGUGUUGCUUGUUAAAACAUUGUAGUCCCAUUAAAUUUUAACAUAGUUAUAUAUAACAACAGAUACGAAGGUUUUAGUUCA
Messenger RNA from Cannabis sativa, 1151 nucleotides. RefSeq lists its product as uncharacterized. The coding region runs from base 191 to 1033 and encodes 280 amino acids. The transcript has 10 exons. Lineage: Eukaryota; Viridiplantae; Streptophyta; Magnoliopsida; Rosales; Cannabaceae. The record is from RefSeq and is a predicted model, not a curated record.